AGAUGACUAAAGCUAACUUGUACCUCCUGUUCGGCAUCGGCUUGGCGCUGCUCCCAUCAAUUCUUGGAGUGCCAAUCUUCUGGUAUCUCCCAUGGAACAGCUGGAUCCCAACGAGUACAACCACCAGCAGAAGCAGUGCCAGUUCGUCAUCACCACAAACAACGAAAGCCCCGAUAAAUGCUUCAAUCUCGAUUGGGAACCGGAUGAACACUACCGCCCUGGAUGACAUGGGAACACUGAUCGAAAACCUAACCAUCAAUCGUGGCCGAAGAGCGUUGCCAUCGAACGAAUCCAUCAUCCAGAUUGGGAAUCAAAUCAUUCGGCUGCCUCCGGGGAACCUCUCCAAUUUGACUAUCAGCAUCAUCGACGGAGUGCCUUACAUUGGACGGUGGCCUCCGAGCACGACUGAGAAAACCGAAGAAGGCCCCUCGCCAGGACUUUUUGGGCGGAUCCGAACUUUUUUGGAUGAGUUAUUUAAAUCGAAUUAACUUCCGAUCGUAAAAGCAUGGAGAGCUUGCCGGUGGUGGUGGUGGUGGAAGCAGCAACGGCAGCACCGGCGGCGCGUGCUGUGACAUCACACAACAAAACAACAAACUUAGAACGAAUCUAUUUUCAGCGGUGAAACUUGAAUCAAACCAAAAAUCGCGGCAUAUCGUCGUGUCAACCAGCUGUGGGUUACUGUCGCCCCUAGAGUCCCGGUCGUCAGCGGCAGCGACCAAGCUAUUUUAGGGAGGACGCUUUUUUCAAAACCAUUUCAUUCGGCACUAGUAGUAACUACCUAUUAUGUAAUAAAGAAAAAGAAAUAUAUAUGCCGCAAACCAGCCGUAACGAUUGUGCUAGGAUGUUUUCAAUUUUUUUCAACUGUGGUAUGAGUAUGUGCCGUAUAACUAGCAAUAACAAUAGCUGGCUUGACUUUGGUAAGACGCCUUGUUUCUUCUUACUGGUACGACAGUUUUAGACUUCUUAUUUCUUCU
Molecule: messenger RNA, 974 nt
Organism: Topomyia yanbarensis
Lineage: Eukaryota; Metazoa; Arthropoda; Insecta; Diptera; Culicidae
Exons: 2
Coding region: 3-488 (161 amino acids)
Source: RefSeq, a predicted model, not a curated record